AAAGCACAUCAAAAGCCACCAAAGGCGCGCAAGUGUAAAAACAUUCAUGUGUGUAAGGAAAGGAAGGGAAGCGAGAAGUGAAGCAAAGUGAAGUGAAGACGAUUCCGAUCUAAAUUGCGUAAAAUAUUCACGCACAACAAUUCACACGAAGAACAUCAACAAAACGUAGCAUACUUUUUGGAGCACCCGCAGGGGGAUUGCCCAGCGAUGAAGCUCACAAUUGUGCAACAACAACAACAAUAACAGCAGUUCAGUCGCCUCUUUGGUGUUGACAUUUCUUCUCAACUCCAACUUUGGCAGCAAAGGCAAACCGAGAAACGGCAGUUAUUAAUUACUCACUUGUAACAAAAUGACAACCGAGACCUAUCUGGAUUCGACCUACGAACGAGCUAAAGGCUCAAAGCGGCCUAUUCGACCAAAGUUAUUAAAGUUAACAGAUGUUUCUAUUCCACAUCGGAGCCGGAAGAAAACCAAAGUCAAGUCAAAAGACCGUUCAUCCACCUCCGUGCGCGAGCGCAUCUAUGAUGAUCCGGCCUACACAGACGACAUCAGCCAUCUGGCCAAUCCGUUGCGUCGCAGCAGUUGCUCUGGAAAACCGACAACUGCAGAACAUAAGGGGGGCCUAGGACGAGCAGAUGCCCCGCUUCAAACGGGCAGCAGUUCACUGGGAAAACGAAGCAAAUUGACCAGAGAGUUCCUGCAGUAUGCGGCCAGCAAGCAGAAUAAGUUGAAGAGUGCCAGCAGCGGUCAAGCGGGGGGCAGUUUGGCCUACGACUUCGAUUCCAGCAGCUCGGACAAUGAGCCACUGGAGCUAAGCAAGGGGGGCAGUAUGACGCGUCGUGGCCGCAGCUUAGAGCGCACCAUGGCGGCAGCAACAGAGAAAAGCGAGAAAAAGACAACGUCGCAGAAACGCAGUUCAAAGCAGAAACGCAACCUGAGUCUGGACAACAAUAAGCAGCAACAGCUGCUGACAUCUAAGCAAAUGAACGAAUACGAGACGUGUGGUCGCAAGGAACGCAACCGAAAGCAAUACAGCGAGGGCAGCGAAGCCAUGGAGCGCUGGCAACUGGACCAGGAGCAUGAUGACAAGUAUUCGGUGCGCAGCUCGGCCCAGGACUCGGUCGCUACAAUGUCUGUCUUGGGCAGUGAGGUCAGUAGUGGAGGUGGUGCAAAGAUGCCCAUUGGUCGUCGGUUCCUGCGCGGUGAAAUCGGCAUCAAAAGCUUCAAUUACUAUCUGCUGAAGGAGGGCUUAAAGAGCUCUAAGAAAUUCGUUGAGAAGCAGCGCAGCGGUAGCAAAAAAUUGCACACACGCAGCGAGGAGAAUAUUUACGAAGAGAUUUUUUUCAAGGAUACGCCAGGAUCAGCGACGGACGCCGCAUCAGCAGCGCCGAUAGUUGUGCACUCCGAUGAGGAAAAUCAAAACGUCCAGCACAAACAACACCAACCCUCCCAGUGCAGUGAAGGAGGCGCUGUCUAUGCGGACUGCGAGCUGUGCAUGCAACAAUGUAGCAAGGAUAAUUGCGAGUAUUGUCUAACGCAGAACGAGGCACACGCCAAACACCCGCCACAACUGCCACAGCGACAACAACAACAGCAGCAGCAAUAUAAUCCCAUAUUGCAGUUCCAACAGAGCUCGGCCAACAAUGCCGCAUCCACCUCGAAUGCGAACACGACCACGCCCAGUGAAAAGCAUCAACAACAUCAGCAACAAAUCUAUAGCGGUUACUACCAGACUCCGCCGAAGGCCUACCCGUUGACAAAUCAUUAUGCCGUGGGUGGCGGCCUGUUACUAACACAACAACAACAGCAACAACAGCAAUACUUUGUCAACUAUCAGAACGGUGCAGGCGGAGCUCCUAUGCAGCGUAUGAACACCAAGUCCUCAUCGUCCAGCGACUCGUUGCAGUACCACAAAUACAACACCAUGGCACGACUGGAGGCGAGCGUAUUCACCGCUCCAGGCACUGGCGACCUCUACUAUGCCAUCGGCCAUGCCGGUGCUCCUUUGCAUCCGCUAAUGUACGCGGCCAGUCGGCCCAUCGGCGGCUCCCAAAUACUCGUCGAUCCAUACGAGCCGCCCCAAAUGUACAAGAGCGAUUCCAAGGCCUCGAUCCUGAGUGAGUAUUCAUUACGAAGCAGCGACAACUCACAGCGCUACGCUCGCUAUCAGCAUCGUCAUGGUAUUGGUGGUGGAGGUGGUCGGUACGGAGGACAGGUGAGCGAUUCCAGUCUGGGCGAUUCUUUGUUCUCCUCGUACUCAAAUGCAGGACAACGCCGGUAUUUCGGCAGCACGGAAAGCUGUCGGUUCGGCUAUGAUUGCCGCCGUUGCAGUCUAGAUGGUGUAAUGGGUGGAGGCACCACUUCAAUGGCCAACACAGCACCGACGCCAGCGGCUGCUGAGAAAUGCAGCUACUCGGACAAUUGUCGCUACGAAUGUCAAAACUGCGACUGCUCCUCCAGCUACUUCAGUUCCGACUUUGACGACAUGUACGGAUCGUUGGCUCGGGGAGGUAGUAGUGGCAUCCCACGCAAAACAGCAGCAGGGACACUGCCUUCGAGCACUCAGCCACAGGGUUAUGAGUCGCAGCCAGCCGCAGGCCAGCAACAGCAAACCCAGAUGGAUCUUAAGCAGAACAAGUACGCGCAGGAUUUUUUCAAGCAUGUUAAUGACGUAAAACGCAGCAUAUACCAAUCUGAAAUGCAGCGCAAUAAUAGCCUGGAGUCGGCGCGACGCACUCACCGAGCAAUUCAAUCCAAAGGCAGCCCUAAACGAGCUGCCUCCCAAGAACCAAUGCCAACAUCCACGCCAGUUAUUACUACGCUGCCACUUAGUAAGGGACGUCCGGCAGCCACCUCUGCUGUCAAACCAACACCGGCACCACGCACUACCCUGCAGCAGAAUACGGAGGACAGCGUGACCACCAGCAGCAGUAUGCCAAAGCCCAGUCAGCGCAAGCCUCAGCCAAGCGAGCGACGAGAGUAUCCUUCACUUGAUCGCCUUGUUGCAACCACCACGGGCGCCAUACCCAAGAGCCAUGCCCAAACACAGCUUCCCAAAAGUCCAAAGACUAAGUCAAAGCAAAAGGAAUCUGACGCGCAAGAUCGACGCUCCCAUCACCUUAACGUUAGCGAACACACAUCCGCGUCCAGCAAGCGCCAACAUCGUAGUGGCAGCAGUAAAGCUCAUGCGACUGGCAGCGGUGGAUCGGGCGGCUCCGUCCCCAGCACACGUCGUAAAGAUAUACCAGCACCGCCGCCCCCAUCGCCAGCUACUUACUCCGAUCUGCAGGAGCUUAAGGCCAACAUGGAGGGACUGCAGGACGACACCAAGUCGCGUUCACUGGAGAGCGAAACCUGCGAGACACCCACCGCGGCAGAUCUAGCCAAGACCAAGCAGAAUGCGACGAUUGUUAAGUCACUGCCAGACAUCCCUACGAGCACACAUGAUACCGUCACCACCACAGCCACAGAAGUGGUGAGCAGCCACACAGACAUACGAGUAGCCAUCAAGAGUGCAACAACAGCAAAAACCACUGUGGCAACGGAUGCGGAGGACGACGAUGUCUUUUACGAUGCACGCAGCGAGGACUCCGCCGGCGGAAUUGUGGGUUCUGCAGCCACAAUGUCGGGAGCCGAGGGUGUCAAGGCAAGCGACGCGCAUCAACGUCAGCUGCAACAACGCAAGGAUGGACACAAUGCACAGAAGCUGUCACAGCCACCCCUAACAACAAAUACACCAGCAGUGGCAAGCGCAACAACACCAACUACAACAACAACAACAGCAGCAGCCACGUUGGCCCCCAACAAUACCACGACAAUGACCAAGGCUAACGGGCAACCCAAGGCCACAGUAGCGGAGCACAAACAACAACAGAAAGAGGAAACUGAUGUUGCCGAUGCCACGCCCACAAUCGAGGCGGAUGUACCAUGCGACAAAACGUCCGGCAACUCCAGCAAGUUGCCACGAAAUGGCAAGAACGAUGAGAUGUCGCAUACCAAACAGUUGAAAAAAAGUAAAACCAAGAAAGAUUUUGCAACGGGAAGCUCGACAGCUGGCAACAAAGUUGCUGCAACUAGCGAUACAUGUUUCCAGGCCGAACGUGACGAAGCAACAGUCAAAACAAACAGCGAAAGAGCGACCAAAACAAAACCGGAAAGCGCCACAACCACAACACCAACGUCUGCGUCAACGCCAACAACCGGCAAUGUUGCUGCAACAUGUGCGGAGGGGCAACAAAUCAUAGCAGCACCAACGGCAUCAACACCACCAAAUGUUGCUAGCAACGACGACAGCAGUUCAACAACACUCACCAAUGCUAUUCAAGUUGGUGAAUUGGAAUUGGAGUGCUCGACCAGCAAUGCGGAGUUCAGUUGCAAGUCGGACAACGCGCACAGCGCACAGAUCGCGCACAGUGCAACCAGCAUACCAACAACAACAACGACAACAACAGCAGUUGCAUCAUCUACGGCCUCAUCUCAAUCAAAGCCGCUGACGCGUCAGGACUACGCCUGCCUCGACUCCAGUGAGGCGCAGUCGGAUGAUAGUCACUUGACGCGUGAUUCGGUGACACGCGAAUCCCAGAACGACGAACUAUCCUCAUCCACCCACGAUAAGAUUGAUGUAAGCAGCUUGCCUCUGCCAGCCUUACCCCCAAAGCGUAGACGCACACGCUCCCGCGCCAGUCCCUCAAAAGCCCAUCAACAACAGCAGCGGCAACAGCAGCAGCGACAUGAAAGCGUUGAGCCUGACAACGAGUCUGCAGCAGCAGGAGCACCAGGAGCGGCCGGAGGAGCAGCUGAACAGCAAACACGCAAGUCUAAAUCCAUCAAGGAUGCCAACAAAUCAGAGCUAAGCCCAUCAACUCAACAACAACAACAACAACAGCAGCAGCAGCAACAACAACAACAGUCCAAACAUAAGCAACACUUGUCAGCCUUCGAGCAGUACGUCGCAAAGCGACGCGAAAGUUUAGAGGCCUCCACGCGCAGCUUCAACGAAAAGCUGGAGGCGCGUAGAAUGCACUACCACAUGGACGGUGGGAGCGGCGCGAGUGGUGGUAGCGGUGGUGCAGCGUCCUCUGUGCCAACCGGUGGGGUGCCAACCUAUCUCUUUGGCGAGCACUACUACGGCCUGCCUGGCACACAACGGAAAUCGACUUCGCCGGCCGCUAACAAGGAGGAGAUCUAUCUUAACAAGUCCGGCUGGGUGCAAGUGAACACCAAACGUAGCAGCGCCAACGAUGAGAAUCGAGGUGGGUAUCGACGCCUUCACUUUGCACAGCAAAAUGGAGGGGCCAUGCUCGACAAUGGACUUCGCAGCAACAUGAGAGUGCUGCAACUUGAUCAGUCACGUCGAACGGAUUUCGGUCCACCGCGUCUGCAACAUCAACAUAGUAUCAUGGAGCCGGCCUCCACCUAUGGUGCGCCCAAAUUUGUCGGCUCUAAGGUGGAGGAGCUGAUACAACGCAAUGAGGCCCGCCUUAGUGGUGGGAUUACUGCACGCGACCCGGCGCUGCGGCCUGGCUACCGAAUCAUUGACCCCCAGCUGGCCAGCAUACUUAAUGAGCGACCGGGCUUUUUGCCUGUAAAAAGCCUAAACGACUUGGAGUCGCCGCCACCAAUCACACCCAUACUCUCACCACCACCCGCUUUCCAGGACAACUCUCGAUCCACGCGUCAUCUAGAGAGACGCAAGCCCAGUCGCCAGAGCCAGCCCAUGCCAUCUUCGCAGCUCAUCUCAGUGCAGCAGCAUCACGUUCCCAAUGGUGGCUCUGUGGUGGUGGGUGGUGGCAAGGGUAUGGUCUUCUCGCGCAGCUUUGAGUAUGAUACACGCCGACCUACGCCCACCGACAACUACGUGGAAACCUUCUCGCGCAGCUUUGACGGCAAUCUUUCAGAACGUCCGCCCUUACCGCCGCUGGCCGUGCAGCGCGAGCGUUCGCCCAACUUCAGCACGCUGACGGGUAACUCUCCAAACUAUUUGACAAAGCGCGAAUCCGGCGGCGGCAGCAGCGGCUCGUUACGCAGUCGCGACAACUCGCCGAAAUAUUUGCACCCACAGACCACGGCGUACUUGAAUGCAUCCGUGAAAGAAGCACCGCCUGCCUAUAGUGUGGCCAGCGCAAGUACAGGUCAGCCAUCCAGCGUUAAGUUUUCGCCGCGUGCGCGCAACGAGCGCGCAUUUGAGCGCUCUAAGAGCCACAAUGUGCUCGGCAGAUCCCGCAAAUCUCAGUUUAGUCGCAUGGGCAGUGGCGUGGGUGGUGGUGUCUCUGGAGGGGCAUCAAUGCCUCCCAGCUCCUUGGCCAUGUCCCGCUUCCGCAGCUUCGAUACAACAAUGAGCCAGCGUCUCAACUCCUGUGACAGCGGUGCCCGGUCUGAUCUUUCCAACGAUGAGUUGGACAACGAGGACGACGAUGAUGGUGGCUCAACGGAAUUUUUAUCGGCUAGCAACUAUCAGUAUCCUAAUGCCAGUACGACGACUGUAAGCAUCUCACCAUUUAAAGCGCAACGCCAACGCUCUCUUACACCCGAUCGCAACGAGUCGCAUAGCUCGUCGAGUAGCUUGCGAAAGCAGCGCUCCCUUACUCCAGAGUCGCGUUCGUUGACGCCCGAAGAGCGACGCAAAAAGGGCUCCCAGCUGUCGCUGAUGGGCUCGCGUCAGAACUCGAGUUCGCGUAACAACACUCUGGAGCGACGACAGCGCCAUGACGACAAGACGCCGCCCAACAUCUCGCGCAGCUCAUCGAGCUCGAGCUACAGCGGUGGGGAGUGCCAUGAGCCUCUCAAUGGCACUGGAGCUACACCAGCGGCAGUUGUGGCUACGAAUGCCACCACACAUCGAAGAGCCGUAGCGCGUAGUGCAGCAAAGCAGGCAGAGCAGGAGCAUCGCAUUAGGCGCUCCAGAUCCUUGCAGUUGAGCGAGCGCUCCCCAAAUCGCGCUCACAAGUCUAUUGUCUGUGUGGGUGUGGGUGGUUCUGCCAAUCAGCAGCAACCACUUUCGCAGCAAUCGCUGACAGCACAACCUGCACCCAUGUAUCAACAGUCACGUCUCGCAGCCUCAAAUGCAGGCGGUUUUGUGCCAAACAUGCGCAACACAGGCGCUAGUGGUGGCGGGGGAACAGUCAAGGUUCCGAAUAAUUCCAAUGGGCUGAAUUCUGGGGCAUCCACUUCCGCUCGCCUCCGGCAAAGUGACGUGGACAAGAGUCGUUCCUUUGACUUUGAUUACAACAACUACAAUCGGAGUGGUGCCGCUCGCUCGGCCCAUAACAGCGGCAGUGGUGGCGACAGCGGUAGUAAUCAGAAUCUACGACUAGACUUUGACAAGAGCCGCUCAUUUGACGAGGAUUAUCGCGAAGCUUUGCUUAAUAACAAUAAUAGUACGGGCAACAGCUCGGGCGGACUACGGUACUUGCAUGCCCACAGCGAUUCAACACCCAUUAUGGCCAGCUCUAGUUCCAAUUCAUCGCGUUUGCGUAAGUCCAGUUCUCCCGUAAAUGCGACCCACGAACGCAAUGCCACACGCUCGCCGCAGUCUUCGGGGUCCUCAUCAAACAAUCUUCAUUUGCCGGCACGCCAGACAAGCAGUCCUCAGAGCUACGGGACGCGCUUGUGUGAUCACGAGCUGACCUACGACAUGCUCCGUAAAUCGCUGGACCGUUCACCUAUCAUCAUGAACUUUAGACGCGGCGACAGCAGCGACUACGAGCUUCCCAUGGUUCUGCGCAAUCGUGAGACCAUCAACUCUGGAGGCAACAGCGAGUUGAAUUUCAUGAGCAAUGAGACGCGCAUUUACGAACAUCCGACCACGGUGUUGAAACCUCAGAGAUCGCUGCGUCAAAGUCCUGGCUCUCGUGACGAUCUAACGCUGGAGGUUUCUGUGGGCGUGGGUGGAGAUUACAUAUACAGACAGGCAACAUCCACAGGCGGCCCAUCAAGUGGUUCGCGCGGUGGUGGUGGCAGCGUCGGUGGAGGCUCAAGCAGCCGCAGCAGCAGGUACUAA
This is a messenger RNA of Scaptodrosophila lebanonensis, 7999 nucleotides long. RefSeq names its product pneumococcal serine-rich repeat protein (gene RhoGEF3). The transcript has 10 exons. The record is from RefSeq and is a predicted model, not a curated record. NCBI's taxonomy places the organism in Eukaryota, Metazoa, Arthropoda, Insecta, Diptera, Drosophilidae. Bases 350 to 7999 code for a protein of 2549 amino acids.